AUGGCCCGCACCAAGCCAAAGCCAAAGCCGAAGGUGGCAAGAAAGGCCGAUGCUCAGGCUGCACCGUCCGAGUCAAACCCGUACGAUAGCUUUCAGAAUAAGCGCCGGCGACACGCCGUCCUCAAUGAGAGGGUCAAAGGCGAGCGCCGCAACAUCGCGCGGUCUCGGGCCUCGGCAACUGCAGACCGCACGCAGCACCUGCUGAAGGAGAAGCUCACUGCCAACCGGAGCUCGAAGUUCCGGGACGCGCGGCUGGGUGGCGACGAGGGCAAAGGCACCAGCGUGCAGCGCCUGGUGCGCCUGCGGCAGCGGGAGGCCAAGAGGAGCUUCAACUUAGGUCAGGAGGAAGAUCUGAAGAUCCGAGGCCGUCCGCUGUCGUCCUUAGAGGACUCUGAGCUGCGCCAGGGUACUGUCGGCAGCGAUGAGGAGGCCCCUGACAACAUGGACGACGUCGUUGCCAUGGGCCGCGCCAGAAAAGAGGAGGCUGCCCGCGAGCGGGAGGAGCACGAACGCCAGCGGAGCGAUUUGGACAAGGGCUUCUCGGACAUCAUGAGCCAGCUAAGCUUCAAUCCACCAAAGGCCGCCCGACCGCUAGAUAGGGUGGAGCCUGACAGCUAUGACAAGCUGUUAAAGGAGUUCGUCUUCGACAAGAAGGCAGUAGCCACCGAGCGGACCAAGACCCCUCAAGAGAUCGCUCGAGAGAAGGCCGAGAAGCUGGAAGCACUCGAGCGGAGGCGUUUGGCUCGUGCAGACGGCUUGGCUGAGGAUGUGGCGGAUGCGGACGAGGACAGCGACGCUGGGGAUUUGCCAAAGUUAGCGGUUGAGAGCAAAGGUGGCGUUGAGGAAGAGGGUGAGGAAGGUGAGGAAGAGGGCGAGGAGGAAGAGGUGAAGGAGCAGGACGAGGAGUUGCAGGUGAGCCUCCAAGACCAGGAGAAGGCCGAAGAGGCUGACCAGACCGGCGAAGGAGGUGCUGGAGAGGUGGACGAAGAUGACAAGCUUGGGGAGGACUGCAUCAAGCUGAUGACGGAUGUGGAGGCGGAGAAGGUCCAUCGCAACUUCAUGAAGAACGGAAAAGGCGAGGAGGGCUUGCCCUUCGCGCCCGAGUGUCCUCAGGAUCGCUUAUCAGUGGAGCGGCUUUUGGAAGGCCGUGGCCCUGUGACGGCCUUAAAGCUAGUGCAGCGCGUCCGAACACGCACGGCGGUGGCUUUGUCCGCAGAGAAUCGCGGGAAGCUCCAAGCCUUCCUUCUGGCCUUGCUGGACUACGCGAUCAACGUUAUCGCCCGGAGCGAUGGCGACAUCAGCUCGCGGGGCAUGAUGAUUGUGCACGCCCUGCGCCGCCCAAUCCUUGAGCUGGCUGCUGAGCAUCCCCGGGAAGUGACCGACUACUUUCUGGAGCUCUUGAAGGCCCUGGGCCCCGGCUCGGCGCCCAAGGCCCGUGAGCUGGCCGCCCUGAAGCUGGUGCCUUUGCUGUUUCCGGUCACCGACUUCCAGCACCCCGUAGUCACCCCCGCUACUCUGCUUGCGGACCACUGGGCGUCCCAGUUGGCUCGCUUGGGUGCUGACAUCCAGGACCUGGUGUCCGAAGGAUCCAUGUUGCUCUGCAUCCUCUACGAGCUGCUGAGCCCCUCCGGGAAGUUCUGCAGCUCCUUCUUUCAGCUGGGCGCCGCACUCCUGGAGUCCUCGGCGAACUCUGCGGCCUCGGGCCGACAGCAAGCCGCUGCAGCCGCAGAGGACCUGGCAGCACUGUUGGCCCGGUGCCUGGAGCGAACCGCAGAGCAGGCUCCCGCCGCGGCGGCGGUGCUCUUCCAAGAGGUCUUGCGGCCUGCAAUGGUGCGGAUCGUGGGGGAGGGCCGUGACAAGGUCCGCACUGCGCUGCAGUGCUUGGAGAGCGUCUCCAAGUCCCUGGCUUUGCAGGGCUGCAAGCCCUUGCGGAUGUUCGAUGCGGGUGCCGUUCAGAUCAAGAUGCUGGAUCCGAUCUUCCACGAGGAAGGCGACCGUCCGCUGAAGCGAGGAAUGGAGGCUUCGGCCACCAAGCAGCUGCAGCGCAAGCUGAACCAGGAGCGCCGCGCGGCUGCGCGGCAGCUGGCCAGAGACGCAACUGUGGUGCAACAGCUGCAGAGCCGAAAGCAGGAGCAGCGACGUGUAGCAGGACAGCAAGAGAGGAAGCGAGUGCGCCAGCUCAUGGAGGUUGAGAAACAGGAGCUGAAGCAGAUGGCCACGGAGUUUGACAAGAGCAUGAACACCAUGUUCGGAAGCUACUCCAAAACCAAAGAGCGCAAGAAGGCCAACAGGCGCAUGGCAGGCAACGCCACAGCGGAGAAUCCCAAGCAGGCCAAGCCAAAGGGAUCCAAAGAUGAGGGCGCAGCCGCGAAACCACAAAAGGCAGAUGCCAAGGGCCCAAAGAAGGCCAAGCGUUCCGGUGGGAAGAAGUCCAAGUUCAAGCGAUGA
Symbiodinium natans is the source of this 2448-nucleotide messenger RNA. The record is from the annotation of a GenBank genome assembly. NCBI's taxonomy places the organism in Eukaryota, Dinophyceae, Suessiales, Symbiodiniaceae.